AUCUCAAAGACAGUUACUCAGGUGCUACAGGACUGAAGUAUGCAAUUUGAAAUCUGACUUUUUAAAAAAAUAUUUUUUUACACUGAUCAUUUUGAAUGGCUGUCAAUGGAGAAAGAUGCUGGUGUAGUUACACCUUCUACCUGCAGGGGCAAACAGGAACAUGUUAACCAGAUAAACUGAGUCUCUUCUAAAGCCCAACUAGAACAAUGUCACUUUAACAUUUAUGUACAGUUACUCAUUUAGAUUUGUUCAGUUUAUUGUUGGACGCUGUAGUGUUUUCUGUCACUGGUUCAAACUAAUGUCUGUUUUCAGUUUCUAGUCUCAUCUAUAUGGAGGUAAGAGGCUGUUUCUCAAGGAACAAUGUGAUACAGGGAUUUUCCUCCUCUUACUGUUAUUAAAGGGACGUAACUUGCUUAAAUUGUAAACAUCUCUUGAUUUAUUUAUUUAUUUAUUUAUUUUUUGUUUGUUUGUUUGGGAGCAUUACAUGUAUGUAAUGUAACUAAUCUAACUAAACUAAUAAUUGUCCAGCUAGCAGAGGAUCAUGACAAAAACUGAACUGAGCCGUUCGUGGAGGAGUUAUAAAGAGACUACACGAGUGUCAUUUCACUCUUUCAACUUCCUGUUUUAAGAACACAACUUCAGCCAUCUUGAUGUUUGUUACAAUGGCAGUAGAUCAUCUGCUCACAUCCUUCAUCCUCCUCCUCAUCAGUAACACAGGGUUCAGUGCUGAGAUCUCUGUGUUUGUUCAGACGGGAGAUUCUGUUCAACUGGAUAUACAGACACAUGAACUACCAGAGUUUAAUAUUUUAUUCUGGACAAAUGAAAAAUCAGAGAAUAUAGUUACGUAUAUACAUGGAGUUAAAGUAAAUCCUCACUCUUCCUACAAGGACAGAAUGGAUUUCAAUGAUGAAACCUUCUCUCUCACACUGAAGAACAUGCAGAAGACAGACAGUGGACUCUAUAGAGCAAGAACAAGUGGAGUAUCAGAGAAGAAUAUUGUUACAUACAGAGUAUCUGUUAUAGAUGCUGUGGAGGCUCCUGUUCUGACUGUAAACUCAAUCUGGUCCAGCAGUGACUCCUGUACUGUGAACUUCACAUGCAGAGCUCAUGAUCUCACGAUAAACUCCAGCUAUCAGAACAACAGAUGCUCUCCAGAGGAAGUGACAUCACAUGAGAUCUACACUCUCAUCCUGUACUGCAGUGAGGAAUCCAUCAUCUGUAAGCAUAGCAACCCGGUUAGCUGGAAAAAGGACAGAAUAAACAUCAAACAGCUCUGUGAAGAGAAUAAAAGACUUCUAAUCCCAACCUCCUACAGUUCAUCUCACAUACAUGUGCUCAUUAUUGUGUUUGGUGUUGUGGGAGUGAUAGUGUUUAGCGGUUUGGUCCUUUUCUGUUGCUGCAUGUAUAAAGGUGUCAAACAGAGUGAUGAUUCAGACUACGAUGAUGUUGAGACUCUGACGCAGAAGAUGACAGGAGAUACCUGGACCACCAUCAUCUACUGUACAGUAGGACACCAAACACCUUCAUCUGCUCAUGACUGCUGAAGAUCAGAAUCAACUGGAUAAAAGACUUUGAUGAUUGACUGGACUCACAAGUCUUCAUUUAACUCUCUGACUUCAUGACUCUUGUGGAAGUGUAGAGAUACUCUUACUGCUGUGAAUGAAUUUUAGCCUGUUACUGCAGAUGUACAGGUGCUGGUCAUAUAAUUAGAAUAUCAUCAAAAAGUUGAUUUAUUUCACUAAUUCAAUUCAAAAAGUGAAACUUGUAUAUUAUAUUCAUUCAUUA
Molecule: messenger RNA, 1785 nt
Organism: Megalobrama amblycephala (Wuchang bream)
Lineage: Eukaryota; Metazoa; Chordata; Actinopteri; Cypriniformes; Xenocyprididae
Product: CD48 antigen-like
Exons: 6
Coding region: 651-1544 (297 amino acids)
Source: RefSeq, a predicted model, not a curated record